AUGACGCGAGAAUUCUGCCUCGAGAACGGUAUCGAUCACGUGACAACUGCGUUGUUCCAUCCGCAGUGCAAUGGCCAAGCCGAGCGUUUCGUGGACACCUUCAAGCGAGCGGUCAAAAAGAUUCGAGAGGGGAGAAGAUCAAUUCAGGAAGCACUGGACACUUUUCUGUUGUCCUAUCAAACCACACCAAACCUGUCAACACCACAAAGCAGAUCUCCGUCCGAAGUCAUGUUUGGGCGCAGAAUUAGGACCAGUCUGGACUUACUCCGUUCACCAGCCGUUCGGGAAACGACUGCUCAACCAGAUUCAAGGUCGUUCAGUAAAGGUGAUCUAGUAUACGCCAAGGUGCACUCUAACAAUUCGUGA
Molecule: messenger RNA, 366 nt
Organism: Ochlerotatus camptorhynchus
Lineage: Eukaryota; Metazoa; Arthropoda; Insecta; Diptera; Culicidae
Exons: 1
Coding region: 1-366 (121 amino acids)
Biological process (GO): DNA integration
Molecular function (GO): nucleic acid binding
Source: RefSeq, a predicted model, not a curated record